Manihot esculenta (cassava) is the source of this 1695-nucleotide messenger RNA. Its product is annotated as probable sugar phosphate/phosphate translocator At3g11320. Gene Ontology annotation, molecular function: antiporter activity. NCBI's taxonomy places the organism in Eukaryota, Viridiplantae, Streptophyta, Magnoliopsida, Malpighiales, Euphorbiaceae. Gene Ontology annotation, cellular component: Golgi apparatus. The transcript is spliced from 4 exons. The coding region runs from base 367 to 1287 and encodes 306 amino acids. The record is from RefSeq and is a predicted model, not a curated record.
AAAAAAAAAAAAAAAAAAAAACAGCCUACUUUCUCCGUCACGCGUUUACGACCUCCUUCCUCCUCCUCUUCCUCCCCGUCUCCUCCAUUUUCUUUCCUCUAUAUUUCCAGGAAACUUGCAUUCCUUCCCAAUCCUUCCUUUUGCUUUCGUUUUUCCCUCCAACUUGUCCUCUCUCUCUGUUUCAAACUCUGUUCUCUAUGUCACAGAUUCAUGGAAGAUCCUCUAAUCUCUGUUAAUUCAUCUCUGUUUCCAGAUCCGUACCAACCCAGUUCACCUCACCUCACAUAAAUUCUCCUACCUCUUCAAUUUUUGGCCGUCCGAUCAGAAAACAUAAUCCACGCCGGCUGUUAUUGACCAAAAUCCACCAUGAAGACCCCAUCCCGGUUGUUCACGAUCGGUCUAGUGUCCUCCUGGUACUCCUCGAAUAUCGGGGUUCUGUUACUGAACAAGUACUUGCUAAGCAAUUACGGGUUCAAGUACCCGAUCUUCCUUACCAUGUGUCAUAUGACUGCUUGUAGUUUGCUUAGCUAUAUCGCCAUUGCAUGGAUGAAGAUGGUACCUAUGCAGACAAUUCGCUCUCGCCUUCAAUUCUUCAAGAUCGCUGCCUUGAGUCUCGUCUUCUGUGUAUCCGUUGUGUUUGGUAACAUUUCUUUGAGGUUCCUUCCCGUUUCUUUCAAUCAGGCUGUUGGUGCUACGACACCGUUUUUUACUGCUGUUUUCGCUUAUUUGAUGACCCUUAAGAGGGAAGCUUGGCUUACUUAUGUCACCUUGAUUCCCGUCGUUACUGGAGUAAUUAUUGCCAGUGGGGGUGAACCAAGUUUUCAUCUAUUUGGGUUUAUAAUGUGCAUUUCUGCUACGGCUGCAAGGGCACUCAAAUCAGUGUUGCAAGGGAUUUUGCUCUCUUCUGAGGGGGAGAAGCUGAAUUCUAUGAACCUCCUUCUAUAUAUGGCUCCUAUAGCUGUUGUCUUUUUACUCCCAGCAACUCUUAUUAUGGAAAAAAAUGUGGUUGGUAUUACACUGGCCCUUGCCAGAGACGAUGUCAAGAUUGUCUGGUACCUGCUAUUCAACUCAGCGCUAGCAUAUUUUGUAAAUUUGACCAAUUUUUUGGUCACAAAACACACCAGUGCUCUGACAUUGCAGGUUCUAGGAAAUGCAAAAGGGGCUGUGGCUGUUGUGGUUUCUAUUUUAAUUUUCAGAAAUCCAGUUUCCGUUACCGGAAUGCUUGGUUACACGCUUACAGUCUUUGGAGUCAUCCUAUACAGUGAAGCCAAGAAACGGAGCAAAUGAUGGGUAAAUCUCUGAAAGCACAAGGUGCAAAUUUCCAAAUAUAUAUUUUGUUUCCAUCAGUGCCAGGAAUGAAGCGACCUUCUUAGGCAGGGAGUUUGGGCUGUGAAUGGUGCUGUGGAUUUUGCCCUCUAAAUUCUAUUUUUUUUACAGUGAAACCUGGAGAUUGGUUUCCAUUUGUAUCAGCAACAAGUUCAGGAUUAGCAAGAAGUAGAAAACUCAAAUAAGCGACUGAUUUAUCUCUACUAGUCCCAGAUAGGGGUUGUAGAGGAAUUUCAUUUUAUCUUUUUUUUUUUUUUUGGUUAAUUCUUUGAAGAAAUGAUUGUAGAAUUGGCUCUCUAUAGAAUCAGUUUGUUAUUGAUAUUUUUCAUAUUGAUUAAUUAAUGGAAAAAAGGGUCAAAAUUAUUUUAA